This is a messenger RNA of Paralichthys olivaceus (Japanese flounder), 1425 nucleotides long. It is a transcript of the gene gmpr, whose product is annotated as guanosine monophosphate reductase. NCBI's taxonomy places the organism in Eukaryota, Metazoa, Chordata, Actinopteri, Pleuronectiformes, Paralichthyidae. Gene Ontology annotation, molecular function: GMP reductase activity. Gene Ontology annotation, biological process: nucleotide metabolic process. Gene Ontology annotation, cellular component: GMP reductase complex. The record is from RefSeq and is a predicted model, not a curated record.
GAGAGAGAAGGCUGGAGGAGUGGAGGGAGGCAGAGAGCGAGGGGGGACGGAGAGACAGAGGAAGACAGAGGGAGAGAGAGAGAGAGGAGUCCAGGCCCAAAUAAAGCCAUGGGGGCCGGGGCUGGGCUGAGCCCCCUUUUGCUAUAAAUACGCUGGCCGUCUGGAGGUUCGGGUUUGGUGGCUGGGGCUUAGGACCGGCGACCACCACUGCUGCUGCUGCUUCUGCUGCUGUUCUUCUUCUCAGGGGAGUCUCCUCAUCAUCCUCCUCCUCCUCCUCCUCCUCUUCUUCCUCAUUGUGGUCAUCAGUGUUCUGGGCAUCCAAGAUGCCUCGAGUGGACGCAGACCUCAAGCUGGACUUCAAGGAUGUCCUGUUCAGACCCAAGAGGAGCAGCCUGAAGAGUCGCUCAGAGGUGGACCUUCAGAGGACCUUCACAUUCCGCAACUCCAAACAGACCUACACCGGCAUCCCUGUCAUCGCCGCUAACAUGGACACCACAGGGACGUUUGAGAUGGCACAAGUCCUCAGCAAACACACCCUCUUCACAGCCAUUCACAAACACUACUCCGUAGAAGACUGGAAAACUUUUGCUGCUGAUCAUCCAGAAUGCAUGGAGCAUGUAGCUGCCAGCUCAGGCAGCAGCAACGCAGACCUGGAGAAGCUGUGUGCCAUCUUGGAAGCCGUCCCCGCCCUCAAGUACAUCUGUCUGGACGUGGCCAACGGCUACUCCGAGUACUUUGUGGAGUUUGUGAAGACGGUCAGAGGGAAGUUCCCCAAACACACCAUCAUGGCCGGUAACGUGGUAACAGGUGAGAUGGUGGAGGAGCUCAUCCUCUCUGGGGCUGACAUCAUCAAAGUGGGCAUCGGGCCAGGUUCUGUGUGCACGACAAGGAUCAAGACCGGAGUGGGUUACCCACAACUCAGUGCUGUCAUAGAGUGUGCAGACUCAGCCCAUGGACUGAAAGGACACAUUAUCUCUGAUGGAGGCUGCAGUUGCCCAGGUGAUGUAGCCAAGGCCUUUGGUGCCGGGGCUGACUUUGUGAUGAUGGGAGGAAUGCUCGCAGGCCACGACCAGUGCAAAGGGGAGGUCAUCGAGAAGAACGGCAAGAAGUACAAACUCUUCUACGGCAUGAGCUCCGACACGGCCAUGAAGAAAUACGUGGGAGGGGUCGCUGAGUACAGGGCAUCUGAAGGGAGGACGGUGGAGGUGCCGUACAGGGGAGAUGUGGAGAACACCAUCCGUGACGUGCUGGGGGGCCUGCGCUCCACUUGCACCUAUGUGGGCGCCGCCAAACUGAAAGAGCUGAGCAGGAGAACCACCUUCAUCCGUGUCACACAACAGUCAAGUCAAAUGUUCACUUAGUGGAGCGUGGAGACACACACACACACACACACACGUAUACAGAGGCUGCAUUAUAUGCAUUGUA